UAAGAAACUUUUUUAUGGCUGUUUGCUGUUUAUUAUUGUUUUGUUUUUAUUCCCAUGACCAUGAAAAGAGGACUAUGGCAUGAUUUCUAGUAAAAAUUGAAGAAUAUGUGCAAUUCGCCGUGGUAGCAAUAGCUGCUCGAUUUGCUGAACCUCUUUCUAACAUCAGCGACAAAAGAAAUCGUGCAGCCAAAAAAGAUGACUUCAAGAUUGGAAGUAUUGUGGAGCCCCAUAGGCAAUCGUUUCAUUCUUUGGGGUGGCGAUACAAUAACAUCUUAUGAGUUGACACCCAAAAAAGAUGGAGGUCCCACAGCAAAAACGUUCAAUGUAUCAGACACCCAUAUUGCUGAGAUGAUAUGCACUGCUAACAACCAGCAUCAAGUAAAAUGUAUGGACAUUUACCCUCAUUCACAGGGGGAUGAAAUAGUAGCACUAGGUGGCAGCAGUGGUAAAGUUAUCGUCACAUAUUUGGCCAAACUAGCGUGGGAUGGCAGUGGAUUACCUAGGAAAGAAUUUAGUGCUAAAUGUCCCAGGCCAUGUACUUCAAUCAAUUUUAAUCCAGUUGACUCGCAUUUCGUGGCAGUAGGCUUAGAAAAAUACAAACCAGACAAUUCUAUAAUGAUCUUUGACAUAACACAAGUAUGUGCUAAAAGAGAUCCUACAACAACAGGUUUUGUUGCUCCGAUCAAUGAUGGAUCAAAGGCUAUCUGGGAGUUUGGGAUGUCUGAACAUUGUCAGAAUGUCUCUUGGUUUCAUAAUAAUAGCAAGAUUUUAGCUACGGGGAUGAAUAUGAAGUUUAUUAGAUUAUUUGACAUUCGUGAUCCAACCAGAGUAGUAACUUCGACUGUAACAAAAGCAGCCUUGGGAGUAUGUACCAAUCCAAGAGAUGACAAAUAUUUGGCUUCGUAUUUCGAAAACCAAGUUUAUGUUUGGGACACUAGGAAUAUUGAAAAACCUAUUCAAAUUUUACCGCACGCUAAGCCUUUAAUCAAAGUCGGAUGGUGCCCUACAAAGUGUAAUUUAUUAACUACACUGCAAAGAGAGAACAAUUAUGUGAGCCUCUAUGACAUCCAACACCCCACCAUAGGAAACGAAGAAGUAGAACCAACAAUUAUGGAGAGAAUUGUAAAUUUGAAGACGACAUUUCCACUGAGUUGUUUUAGUUGGCACGGAACUGAUGAAAAUAGAAUUUUAAGUUCUGCUGGAUCGAAUUCGUCAGGAAAAAUUGAAAUUAAGGAUUUUUACGUUUAUGACCGGAUGACCUUAGCCCUAAGUCCAUAUUCUGAACUUAUUUGGUCUUAUGGAAAAAAGACAUUGAAAAGUGCUGAUCUCAAGACGCUUCCUGGCUAUACUGAUAUAUCUUUGAAAAUUCAAAAACGUGCUAAGGCUCAAUAUGGAUUAGAGGAAGAGUUUCACAAAAACGCUGACCAUGUAAGAGAUGAUGAAGCCUUGUCGAGUAUUUGGCGUUGGUUGCAUUUAAGCGCAAAACUAGUCGAAAGUGGGAGAGUAACCUGUCCAUCAGUGAAUGCCAGUCAUAAACAUCCUGGAGUUUUGUCAGUUUUAAAUCACGAUUAUGAAAAAUUCCCUUCAGACACUGUAACUAAACCUUGGGCUGAUUUGGGUCAUAGUAAUUGCAGAGGAUCUGUAAAAUACUACAAACGUCAAGAUCGAAGUAAGGCCCUACUUCUCUGUUCCUGGCCAGUGUUUGACGAUACUCUGGGCCUAAAAAGUUUCCUAGAGACGUUGGAAAAAGAACAUGCCUAUUCACGAGCUGCUGCAAUUGCAGUGUUCUAUCUACAAAUACCUUUAGCAAUGGAAAUACUGAAUUGUGGGCCAGUUGAAGAAGGUUUUAAUUACGUGGGAAUUGCAUUGGCUGGAUUUUCGAACGAAGAAGACAGCAACUGGAGGAAAUUUUGCCUAACAGCGAUGAAAAAAAUUAGCGACCCUUAUUUGAAAGCCAUGUUUGGAUUUCUGCUUUCGGGAAAUCAUAAUUACGACUGUGUUUUGAAGGAUACCAAUAUUAGGGUUGAUGAUAGGGUAGGCUUUGCCCUGAUUUUUUUGUCUGAUCACAAAUUGUAUGAUUACUUAAAUAAAUUAUCUUCGGAAUUAUGUGAUAGUGGAAUAUUAGAUGGCCUUCGGUUAACAGGUAAUAAUCCUCCAGGCAUAAAAUUAUUACAAAAUUACUUAGACGACACGGCAGACAUUCAAUCGACAACACUAAUUGCUGUCCGAGCAUUUCCACACGAACUGAAUUCAGAUACAGUGAAAAAUUGGAUUUUGAAUUAUCAAGAACUCUUAAACCAAUGGAAAUUCUGGUUUGAAAGAGCAGAUUUCGACUUAAUGUUGGUGAAAUACAGAAAGGAAAGGCCUCUCCCACAAGUUUACAUAUCUUGCACUUACUGUGGUAAAAAUAUAUCGGCUCAUCUUAGAAGUUUGAAAAGUCAACAGUUUUCAAGGAUUAAUGUGGCUGGAUCAACAAAUAAGUUAACUGGUUGCCCCCACUGUAGAAAACCCCUACCAAGAUGUAUAAUAUGCCUUAUGACAAUGGGCACUAGUAUAAGUGAUAUUGAUUGCAUUAGCCCGCAGUCUUUUGAUAAUUGGUUUACUUGGUGUCAAAGUUGCAGGCAUGGCGGACAUUCCAGGCAUAUUACGAACUGGUUUAAGGAACAUUUGGAGUGUCCAAUGGUUGGCUGUUCCUGUAAAUGUUAUUCUUUGGACUACACAUCACCUGCCAACUAGUGAAAACGUGCUGCAUGUUUCUUCUCAGAUCUGGUUCCUACUUUUAGUAUUUUUAUCAAGUGAAAACGAACUUUUUUAGAGGUGUCAACUUUUUGAAGUAAUGCACUAAUACAUUUUUAUUAUUUUAUGUAGAUUAUAAGAUUUUUUCUUAAAAUUAUAGUGAAAAUUUGGUAUGUUUAUUCCUUGAAAUCAUACAUUUUUGUUUUUCAAAUCAAAUGAUCUGACAAUGCAACGAUGCACUUAAAUGUAGUUGGGUGAUUUGUGAUUGUACAUUGUUCAGCUUACCAAAUAUAAGCCGUACUUUUUGACAUAUUGACUAGUUUUUUUAAAUAUUUUUUACAUAGUAGUAAAACGCUUUUGGUGUCUAUGGUUCCUACCUAUGUAAUAAUUUUUUCUUCGAGUGGUUGCAGGGACAAAUCGGGGGUACGGUACGGUACAGGAAUUUUCAAAAAGCAACCCUACAUGGAAAAUGCCUGAAAAUUUGAAUACGCUAGCAUUAGCCGUU
Messenger RNA from Ceutorhynchus assimilis (cabbage seed weevil), 3241 nucleotides. The record is from the annotation of a GenBank genome assembly. Lineage: Eukaryota; Metazoa; Arthropoda; Insecta; Coleoptera; Curculionidae.